Messenger RNA from Aspergillus nomiae NRRL 13137, 840 nucleotides. RefSeq names its product thiamine transporter TPC1. Lineage: Eukaryota; Fungi; Ascomycota; Eurotiomycetes; Eurotiales; Aspergillaceae. Gene Ontology annotation, cellular component: mitochondrial inner membrane. Gene Ontology annotation, molecular function: thiamine transmembrane transporter activity. Gene Ontology annotation, biological process: thiamine pyrophosphate transmembrane transport. The transcript has 5 exons. The coding region runs from base 1 to 840 and encodes 279 amino acids. The record is from RefSeq and is a predicted model, not a curated record.
AUGUCUGCCGGGGGAGAACACCUCAAGGAUGAGGGCACGCGACGACAAGUCGUUCUCGCAGGCGGGAUCGCAGGCCUGGUCUCCCGAUUCUGCGUCGCUCCCCUCGACGUCGUCAAAAUCCGUCUCCAGCUCCAAAUCCACUCCCUCUCCGACCCAACUUCACACCAGAACAUAAAAGGCCCCGUCUAUAAAGGCACGCUCCCCACGAUCCGCUCCAUAUUCCGCGAAGAAGGGAUAACAGGAUUAUGGAAAGGCAACAUCCCCGCGGAACUAAUGUACGUCUGUUAUGGCGCCAUUCAAUUUGCCGCCUACCGAACAACGACACAAGCCCUAUCGCAACUAGACCCUUACCGGCUCCCUCCGCCGGCGGAAUCCUUCGUCGCGGGCGCACGGCAGGCGGCACAGGGCACAGAACGUGUGUAUGCGUCUCUCUACGCGUCGGUGCGCGAUAUAGCGCGGAAUGAGGGCCCGAGGGGGUUCUUUCGGGGAUGUAGUGCGGCGGUCGGGCAGAUUGUGCCCUACAUGGGAUUCUUUUUUGCGACGUACGAGUCCUUGCGGCCGGUGAUGUCUGGAUUGCAUGAUCUGCCGUUUGGGUCGGGGGAUGCCGCAGCGGGAGUGGUGGCCAGCGUGUUGGCCAAGACGGGUGUUUUUCCGUUGGACCUGGUGCGGAAGAGGCUGCAGGUGCAGGGCCCGACACGCUCCAAGUAUGUGCAUCGGAAUAUCCCGGAGUACCAAGGGGUGUUCAACACCAUGGCCAUGAUCGUGCGGACACAGGGGAUGCGAGGACUCUACCGCGGUUUGACGGUGAGUCUCUUCAAGCUGCGCCGGCCAGUGCCGUGA